CCUGCUACCCAGGAUUAAUUCACUCACGCAGAUCGAAUUGUUCGUUACCAGCCGGGAGGCAGAUGUUGUAACCCCAAAUCCUGCUGAUUAAGAGGAACUUGAUUUAGGAAGUGGAUUUAUCACUGGGAAGAAACUUUUGCCCCCGCUCCCAAGAUGUUUCGGGAGAGAAAGUGUCUGUGUCAGAUUCAGCGCCUGUUGUUCAUGGGAUUUCUGAUGCUGUUUGCCACGGUGGUGCUGAAAUACUCCUCCUGGGAAUGCAACUUCAGUGAUCUUGGGAAAGAGACGGUGCAUCUGAAGAGCGAGAGUUGCAAGGAUCAUCUCUACCAGUCUCUGAAGUUGUCUCCUAGCGGCCAGAUCAACUGCUCUCGGAUCAUCAGAGGGGAUGUGGAAGCAGUAGAGGAGGCUCUUUUGAGCAGGCUAGAGACGAAAACCAAAUCGGAGCCUUUAGCCCCAAAAGAUUACGUGAACUUGACUAAGGACUGCACUCACUUUAAAGCGCGCAGGAGGUUUGUUGAGUUCCCACUAAGCAAAGAGGAGGAAGAUUUUCCUAUUGCAUAUUCCAUGGUAGUGCAUGAAAAGAUUGAGAUGUUCGAAAGAUUGUUAAGGUCCAUCUACACGCCCCAGAAUAUAUACUGUGUCCACGUAGAUCUGAAAUCCCCGGACGAAUUCAAGGAGGCAGUCCGAGGGAUCGCCUCCUGCUUCGAAAAUGUCUUUGUGGCCACUAAACUGGAGAGAGUAGUGUACGCAUCCUGGUCCCGGGUCCAAGCGGACCUGAACUGCAUGGAGGAGCUACUCAAGAGCAACGUGCCCUGGAGGUAUCUCUUAAACACUUGCGGCACCGAUUUCCCCAUCAAAACUAACGCCGAGAUUGUCCGAACCCUGAAGUUUCUAAAUGGGAAAAACAAUAUGGAAUCUGAGAAACCCUCGUCGAUCAAGGCGGCUCGCUGGAAGUACCACCACCACGUGGAGAACUCGGUGAUCCGAACCUCCACGGAGAAGAGCCUCCCGCCCCAUGGCUCACCCAUGUUCACAGGCAAUGCCUAUGUUGUGGUCACAAGGGACUUUGUUCAAGCCCUCUUUGAAAACCCGACGGCGCAGCUGCUGCUGGAGUGGUCAAAAGAUACUUACAGCCCAGAUGAAUAUAUUUGGGCCACCCUCCACCGGAUGCCGGGCAUGCCAGGAUCGGUGCCUUAUAACCAUAAGUAUGAGGUCUCUGAUGUCAAUGCUGUUGCUAGAUUGGUGAAGUGGUCCUACCUGGAGGGCGAUGUCAGCAAAGGGGCACCCUACCCUCCGUGUACGGGUGCCCACCAACGGGCCGUCUGUGUGUAUGGGGUAGGUGAUCUUCACUGGAUGCUCCAAAACCAUCAUCUGCUAGCCAACAAGUUUGACCCAAAUGUAGAUGAAACCGCAAUCCAGUGUCUGGAGGAAUAUCUACGUUACAAGUCAGUGUACGGGAAAGAUCUCUGAGAGCACGUCCGGCCCGGCACGGGGAAAACACGAAUCUAGAGAGCGACUUGUAAAGAACUUCGGAAAAAAUGCUAUGCAACAUUUACACAACACCUGGUUUUAACUCGGACUCUAAGCAAGCGGGGGAUUUUGCUCUGCAAAGAGUACUUGUCACUGAAUUGACCGACUUGAAACUAUCGACAGUAUUUUUCCUAUGGUAAAAAUCUUUUAAUAUAUGCUGUCUGAAUUACGGUGAAAGAUACAGCCUCCUGAUUUAAGUACUGAGUCAGAUUCUGCUCCACCUUGAACAGAAAACCUCCAGUAAGUGAUCGCCCUGUCCUUGGCGUGAUUGCUCAGGAUGGAUUUCUAAUAAAAGCCUUUUCAUUUGAAGGAAACAAAGGAAUUUGCUAAUCACUUGGAAUGUCUGUUUAAUUUGCUUCCUCCAUUCUACCGUUGAGGUUGCAUUCUAAAGUAAUGGUGCUUUUGUAGUUUAUGCUAUAAAAUAAGGAGACUUCUAGUAUAGAGGGGGAAAUAAGAUUUAACCUGGUUAUCCAGGCGCAGUCAUUUUCCUAGUGAAGGUUCUCUUCUGUGGGAACCGUAUUAUUCUCACUAUGUGGCUUGAGAGUGUAAUAUUCAGGACCUGCUUAUUCUCAAAUCCGG
Trachemys scripta elegans is the source of this 2106-nucleotide messenger RNA. RefSeq names its product glucosaminyl (N-acetyl) transferase 3, mucin type (gene GCNT3). Gene Ontology annotation, molecular function: acetylglucosaminyltransferase activity. Lineage: Eukaryota; Metazoa; Chordata; Testudines; Emydidae. The record is from RefSeq and is a predicted model, not a curated record. Gene Ontology annotation, cellular component: membrane. The transcript has a single exon. The coding region runs from base 154 to 1467 and encodes 437 amino acids.